This is a messenger RNA of Uloborus diversus, 2373 nucleotides long. RefSeq lists its product as uncharacterized. Gene Ontology annotation, molecular function: poly(ADP-ribose) glycohydrolase activity. Gene Ontology annotation, cellular component: nucleus; cytoplasm. The record is from RefSeq and is a predicted model, not a curated record. NCBI's taxonomy places the organism in Eukaryota, Metazoa, Arthropoda, Arachnida, Araneae, Uloboridae. Gene Ontology annotation, biological process: nucleotide-sugar metabolic process; regulation of DNA repair; carbohydrate metabolic process.
CAUAUCCUUGGAUCCCGAUGACUCUGCACCCCGCACAGACCACCCAGGCUAUCCAGAACUGUGUCUCUUCGUGGAUGAAGUUCUCGGUUCUGAGGAACGAAAACGUUUCCUGCAGCAUACCUUACCAGUACUGGCAGACAAGGCAUCUGCUUUGGGGAGAAAACAAACCACCGGAGGGAUUUCUUUACAGUUUGAAGAAAGAGGCUUGUUCUUUCCAGUUGGAACGAUCAUUCGUGGCUUCACUUCUGGCAAAUGCAUUCUUUUCCGAUUUUCCAAGAAGGAGUACCAAAACUCAUCCCACACUUCAAGAUUUUGGGAUGGCUGAUUUCUUCACAAAUCUCAACAAGCGCAGUCAUCAAAAGAAGCUAAAAGCAUUCCUUCGAUAUUUUGAAAAAUUGGAAGAAGAACCAAAGGGGAAUAUCAACUUUGUUCGAAAGGUGGUGACAGGACCUUCCUUGCCAGGAUGGUUGUGCAGCGAUCGGCCCCUGGUACCACUUGUCGUCCGCACCAAAGGAAGCGCACUCGAAGCUGAAACCAGAGUGUUCAGAGCUUGUUCUUGUACAUCACUGAUUGGAGGAGACGUUUUGAAAACUUCUACAUCCCAAGAGGCAAGGUUAUUUUUUUCUUUUCCUGAACUUCUGGCUUGUCUGUGCUUCGUCGAAAGCUUGGGGGAUGGCGAAGCACUUCUUGUAGAAGGAGUUCGAAUUUAUUCAAAACAGUUGAUGUGUCAAGACUCUACAACUCCGGAGUUGAACUUCAGCUUGUUGGAGUGUCCAGAUUUCUCAUCCGAACCGAACAUCCAAUUUUCGGAUGUUUCUUUACUGCAGGCAUUGAAUCGGGCUCUUGCCGCCUUUCUCCACGAACCCAGACAAGAUGAGGAGAGGAGACACACACCUGUGGGAGAGAGCUCCGGCGAAGAAACGCGGGACAAAAAGAGAAAGCAGAAUGAGGAAUAUUCAUCAGAGCGGAAGAAAGGCUAUCUACCACUCAUUGAACAGAAGUCGAGCAGUCGCCGUAGCUCCGCCUCUUCCGAGUGUCAAAAGAGCACCCGUAAAAAGACGUCUGUGAGAAAUAACAGCCACAGUUCCAGCAGGUUAUCCAUGAAGACAGCAAGUCAAUCUUCGAUGGAAUUGCCACCUAUACGACAUACUAGAGAAGAGGAAUUUUAUACUGCUGACGAAGACAGUGGCGAUGGAUCUGAAGCUGCCACGAGAACAAAGCUCAGGCGAGAAAAGAGAGCCUCCGUAGCGAUGAAUGACUUGCUACGGGAGGAUUCUUCAACGGAUCCUAUGCGUCGUUCCUCUCACAGGCGAUCCUCUUCAACUCAGAGUUUUGAUGCCAGCCUAUCGUCAGAUGGUCGAUCGGGAUCCGUGGGCUUCGUGCUUGGCGGUGAAAGUGAAGACGACUGGCCGUCCGUCGGUGGUGGAUUUGAAGCUCACGAACGUCUAGAGGAUUUCAGGAAAAGGAUUAGAAAGCGCACCAGGAGGAAGCUGUCCAGGCGAGGCAGCAGCAGCUACAUGGCGGGCUCCAGCGGCAGCAGUGACAUGGAAGACAUCUCUGAAGAUCCCGAGGAAUGGUCUGGCGGAGAGGAUAAGGGAAGACCUCGAUAUUUGAGGCCUACUAGCUCGGAGCCUUUGCUGUUUGCGCCUCCAGAGGAAACAUUACAUUCUCCUUCGGCCAAACUUCCUCUCUCUCCGGAGGCUUUAUUCUCUCUUGGAUCUAAAAAGGUGAUGAUGGCUACUUCAAGCAGCGGUUAUUUGAAAGCCUACUCAUAUGACGGAGUGAGUCCAAACCUACCUGUACCGUUCAAGGCGAAAUUUCGCCGGCGGAGGAGACAUAAUUCAGAAGAAGGGGACAUUUCUCUCGAUGGUCAACUAAUGAUGGAAAGAAGCAGCAGUUUAGAAGAUUUGUCGUCAUGUUCGCAUUCUGGGCGGAGGAAAGCAAGCACGGCACAUUCAGAGCCAGUAUCUUCCCGCUGCCCCGUGGCUGCAGAACCAUGUUCUGGAGAUGGUGACAGCCAACUAAAAUCAAUAAUAUUGUGGCUAGCUGCGAGCAUGGCUAGACUACCAACACUCAUUAUUUAUACCCAACAAGAGCCGCAGCUGAAUGAGUUGACUUCCGUGUACAACAAAGUGCUAAGUAGGCAGUGGACUAUAGGCGACCUGUCAUGCGAAGUUCUUCGCUUCUGUCGAAAUAGAAUAUCACCUCGCCAUCCGAUGGGCAUCUCAUCCCGCCUCUUUGGUCAACUGAUUGGAAGUGAAUCCUCAGCAUCGUCUCUGUCUUAUAAUAUGAGUCAACAGUCACUGGACUGACGAUUAGUAUAUGUGUAUUGUAUACAAAUGCGUGCCUCAAGUUUACAGAAAUAAAUGCAUU